Messenger RNA from Aspergillus bombycis, 1179 nucleotides. RefSeq names its product alpha/beta hydrolase. The transcript has 2 exons. The coding region runs from base 1 to 1179 and encodes 392 amino acids. The record is from RefSeq and is a predicted model, not a curated record. Lineage: Eukaryota; Fungi; Ascomycota; Eurotiomycetes; Eurotiales; Aspergillaceae.
AUGACCACGCAAGACCCCAACCCACCACCCCGAAUCAGACCCCGGGACAUAAUAGCCCUAACAGCAUUCCUCCUCAUCCGCAUCCCAUGGACUAUCUUCAGGACGACGCUAUACCAUCUCACAGGCACAACAAGCCGUCCACCGUUAUUAAAGGACCUAGUCCGGUCUCUUACACGAGAAUCCUUCGAGAACCUCCCCCUAGCAAUCCACAACACCCUCCCCAACAGAAGCGGCUCCACAACCCUCCUCUCGCCCCGCUACAGACCACUCAAAUCCCACCUCUUCCACGGAGUCCAAAGACCCAGUUUCACUGGGUACUGGGUAUCCCGUGGCCUCCUCGCGACACCACCCAUCAACCCUAAACACGCAGACCUGGUCAUCUACCACCUCCGCGGGAGCGGGUAUGCCCUGGGCCAUCCGGGGGAUACGCUCCCCGGGCUACUAUUCCUCGCUGAGGUAUUGGAGAAGAAGGGGAUUCACGUCUGUGUCUUUACGCUGGAUUACACGUUGGUAAGUAAUGGGACGUUUCCGAGGCAGAUCAAUGAGUGUCUUGCCGCGUACGAGUAUCUGAUUGAGGAGGAGGGCGUGAGGGCGGAGAAAGUGUGUUUGGUGGGAGAGUCUGCGGGGGGCCAUCUUGCGUUGUCGUUCUUAGUUGCUCUUGCUGAGGGAUUUUCUCUAGAUGAGAAUAAGAGGGAGAAUAUAGCAGAGGGGUAUCAACAGCCAGGGUCCUUGAUCCUUCUAAGUCCCUGGCUCGAUCUCUCUCUUUCGUCUCCUAUGAUACCCAUCCUCGAGAAACGGGAUUUCAUAUCGAGGGCUUUCCUCCAGCGAGUUGGGGGAGAGCUUCUACGCGCUGAUGCCAGGUUGAUCUCUCUGUUUGGGAAUUUUACCGCCCGAUCUAUGGAAAGGGAUUCUUGGGGGCGUGUUCUCCCGACUCGGACAUGGGUGUCUGCGGGUGCGGAUGAGAUCUUCGUGGAUGAUAUUGUGAAGUUUGUGGACUGUGCGAGGGAGGAUGGGGUGGAGGUCGGGUUGCGGGUUGAGUCUGGGAAGUGCCAUUCCUGGCAGAGUGGGGAGGCGUUUCUAUCCGCGAGGAGGCUUUUGGAUAUGUCUUUGCAGUGUGGGGGGGAGGAGUUGAUGCCGGGGUUGGUGGGGGUUGGGGUGGUUAUUGCUGGGUUUGUUUGA